This is a messenger RNA of Asparagus officinalis (garden asparagus), 1512 nucleotides long. RefSeq names its product peptide chain release factor 1. The coding region runs from base 88 to 1305 and encodes 405 amino acids. The record is from RefSeq and is a predicted model, not a curated record. The transcript has 11 exons. Gene Ontology annotation, biological process: translational termination. Gene Ontology annotation, molecular function: translation release factor activity, codon specific. Lineage: Eukaryota; Viridiplantae; Streptophyta; Magnoliopsida; Asparagales; Asparagaceae.
CUCGCUUCGGCCAAAAACCUCCUCGCAGUUCUCUUGGGCUUUCCCUCAAACAGCUUGCAGGUAUCAAACAAAAACCCUAAACCUUCGAUGAAGUUCCCAAGCGCUCGAUGGGGGCGAUCGAUUCUCCGCCAAAUUCAACGCCCUCAGCCCAGAAUCUCUCCUCCCUCAACAUUUCAUCGUCUCUCAUACUCCACAGAAUCCAACUCUCAGCUACCGGCAAGCUUGCUAAAGAUAAUGGAGCAGCGAAUGAUUGCGAUCGAACAGAAGGGCGCGUAUCUGUACAACCAAAUUAACCAGCCAGCAGCUUCGACGACCGAGUAUUCGAGGGCUAAUAAGGAACUUCGAAAGAUCGAGAGCUUGCUUGAACUGAUUGAGAAGUUGAAUGAUAAAAAGAAGGAGGUUGAUGGCCUAAAAUCAUUAAUAUCUGACUGUCCUGAAGAUAAAGACAUGUGCGACAUGGCAGCUGAGGAAUUGGCUGAAGCUGUAGAGGAGGAGAACAGGUUGCAGAAUCAACUACUAAAGUCAUUGCUUCCGAAGGAUGAUGCUGAUGAGCGGGAUUGCAUAUUGGAGGUGAGAGCAGGAACUGGAGGUGAAGAAGCAUCAUUAUUUGCAAUGGACAUAUUUAAAAUGUAUGAGAAGUACUCACAAAAGAAGGGUUGGAAGUUUGACGUCAUAGAUAUAGCAGAAUCUGAUUUGAAAGGAUACAAGGAAGCUAGUGGAGCAGUUUCCGGGCCUGGUGCAUUUGGAAAACUCAAAUUUGAGAGUGGUAUUCACAGAGUGCAGCGCGUCCCAGUGACAGAGAAAUCAGGACGAGUGCAUACCAGUGCUGUUUCUGUUGCUAUCCUUCCUCAGGCUGAUGAGGUUGAUGUCCAGUUGCGCAAUGAAGACCUGAAAAUAGAUACAUACAGAGCUGGCGGUUGUGGUGGUCAAUCUGUUAACACCACUAGCAGUGCUGUGAGGAUAACACAUAUUCCAACGGGAAUUACAGUGGCUAUACAGGAUGAAAGAUCACAGCACAUGAACAAGGCUAAAGCUCUUAAGGUGCUAAGAGCAAGGUUGUACGAAAUUGAGAGAUCUAGGCUUCAAACGAGUCGAUCCAAGCUUCGAAUGGAGCAGAUUGGAAGCGGUGAUAGGUCUGAGAGGAUCCGGACGUACAAUUUUCCACAAGGUCGGGUGACAGAUCACCGUGUGGGUAUAACUGAUCAUUCCAUUGAGGAUGUCUUGGAGGGAGAGAGGCUUGACGUUUUUAUUGACGCUCUGCUCUUGCAAGAAGAGAUGGAUGCCAUAGCCUCAUUUAGCGCAUAGCCUCAUUCUUAAAUUUAAUCAGUUUCCAUGCCUGCAGCUUGAAGCUGCAAAUUUACAGGUUGUGUGAUGGUUGCAAGUUAAUGUAUCUUUUUUUUUAUGUAAUUUAUGUGUCAACUUACAUCUCAUCUAAUAUAUUGCUGAACUCUGAAGUAACUGUAUUGUUUUUCUGCGUAUUAUCAAUAAAGAGAACGAUAUCACCUUUUUUCA